Messenger RNA from Amphiprion ocellaris (clown anemonefish), 2154 nucleotides. Its product is annotated as prostasin-like. The coding region runs from base 1 to 759 and encodes 252 amino acids. Gene Ontology annotation, molecular function: serine-type endopeptidase activity. The transcript is spliced from 7 exons. NCBI's taxonomy places the organism in Eukaryota, Metazoa, Chordata, Actinopteri, Pomacentridae. The record is from RefSeq and is a predicted model, not a curated record. Gene Ontology annotation, biological process: proteolysis.
AUGAGAAGUGACGGCGAGCAGGAGCAGCUGUUUGGAGGAUCUAAUGAAGCUAACAUCCUGAAGAUAAACCUGGAGUCCACGGACGCUACUCUGAUGUUUCUGCACUUCGUAGAACGCAGGACGAGAUCGACGCCUGGCAACGGUCCCCCUGGCAACGGUGGCCCGGCAACGCUGCCAGCUCUGAGUCACAUCCAGCCGAGGCGGCGCUGGUUCUGGGCUGCACAAACAGGAACCAGGAGGCUUACAGGGCUUAGAGAGGAGCCCCGAGGCAGGAACUCUGCUGUGGAGGACAGGAACGUUUACCUCCAGCUAGCGAUGUCUGUGUUGGUUCUCUGGUUCUGGGUUUGGGCCGUCCUCGCUGCUCAGACAGGUUCUAAGUGUGGCGUUCCUCAGGUGUUCAGCUCUACACUUCUGAGGGUCGUUGGAGGAACCGAAGCCUCGUAUGGAUCCCACCCCUGGCUGGUUUCUCUGCAGAACAAAGGUUCUCAUUUCUGUGGAGGCUCCAUCCUGACAGAGCGCUGGAUCCUCACAGCCGCUCACUGUUUCACGUCUCUAUCCCAAGAGUUCCUCAGCGCCGUCAGAGUCGUGGUCGGAGAGUUUGAUCGGAGGAAACAGGACGAAGACGAGCAGAUCUUCCUCAUCAAGUCGGUGUUGGUCCACGAGAAGUUCAGCCACGUUCUACCAAUGCAGUUCGAUGUCGCUCUGCUGCAGCUGGACGGAAGCAUUAGCAUGGGCAGGUUUAUGUUCUGGUUAGAUUAAAGGACGGUUAACAAAGUUUACAGCGCUGAUGUUUGUCUUUUUCUACAGGAAGUCAUGUCCAACCGAUCUGUUUACCUUUACCUGACGAGAACAUCCAGACCAGCUGCUCUGUGGGAGGUUGGGGGAGAACCAGGGAAAGUAUGGAGUCUUCUACCAGAUAUAGAGAAAAAUCAACUAGUUCUCCAUCAGAACAUCUGGUUCUUCAUCUCCAGUAACUUUAUCAAUGAUCAGAGUUCUACCUUCAGACUGGGAAUAUUUCCAGAGUUCCAGGUCCUUGAAGUCCAUACAGGAGAACGUUCCCUGUAGAAAGUUCUAGAGUACCGACAACUGUCCAGUUGUCGGUAGGUCUACUCUAUAACUUUCUCCAGGUGUCGGUAGGUCUACUCUAGAAGUUUCUCCAGGUGUCGGUAGGUCUACUCUAGAACUUUCUGCAGGGGACGUUCUCCUUUCUUGCUUCCAGUCUUUAAGUUUAGUCUCACUUAGAACAUUCAGAACUGGAGACUUCCAGGUCCUUGAAGUCCAUAGAGGUGGGUCCAGAAAGACUAGAAAACUGUACAAAACAGCGGAAAUUCAUCAAAAAUGCUUCAAAACUUUCCCUAAAUUACUCAAAACUUGACCAAAAUGACUGAAAACGUUUCCAAACCUUUCUUCAAUUAGUAAAAAACUAACAAAAAUGUCAUAAAAGUUGUCCAAAAUGACACAAACCUGCCAGAAAUUACUCAGAAAAAUAAUCAAAAUGUCAUAAAAAUUGUCCAGAAUUACAGGAAUAUUGUUCCAAAUGCCUCUAAAUUUGUGCAAAAUAACAAAACUUGUCGGAAAUUUUUUUUUUUUUUAAAUAUUUCAAAAUGUCAUAAAAAUUGUCCAAAAUGACAUGAAUAUUGGUCCAAAUUUCUCUAAAGUUGUCCAAAAUGACAGAAACGUUGCCCUUUGUUCAGGUUUGGUUCCUCUGUUUUCCAGGAGGUCGUCUUCCGCCGGUGCUCAGGGAGGUCCAGCUGGAUUUGGUGGAUCCGGCUAAAUGUAAAUUUGUCCUCCAGACUGUGAAAAGUUCAGCUCUGAACCAGAAACUAGUCCGAUCCCAACCGGCCAUGACUGUCCUGUGUGCCGGACCAGAGCGAGGAGGAAAAGAUGCCUGUCAGGGGGACUCUGGAGGUCCUCUGGUCUGUCCUGCCGGGACUGGAUCUGGUCGCUGGGUGGUUCUGGGCGUCACCUCCUGGGGUAAAGGCUGUGGACGGAGCUGGGGGGACAACAGUAGCCGUCCCCCCUCCAGGAGAGGAUCUCCAGGGGUUUUCACCGAUGUCCAGCUGCUGCUGCCCUGGAUCAAGAUGAAGCUGAGGAACGGUAGGUCCAGAUGGAGGUUCUGGUUCUAUCUGGUUCUACGAGACAGAACUGGAUCAA